AUGGAGGAAUUGAUGAAACAUCCCAUCAACUUUUCAUCCUCCGAAGCACCAGAUAGUGGAAGAAACCAUAAUGAUUCUCUAGUGGUCACGAUGGCUAUUGCACUGCCCGAACACGAAGAGGAAGAAGAGAAGCCAAAAUCAGUUCCAUGGGCACUGCCUAAAAUAUUGAUCGAUGGCGGAAGCUCUGUCGAAAUCUUAUUAUAUGAAACGUUUAAGAAGAUUGGCUUGAAAGAAAAAUGCCUCAUACCAUCCACGUAUAAUAUCUUUGAUUUCAAUGGAUCGUCAACCUUUCCUAGAGGCGAAGUGACUCUAGAGAUUAGUGUAGGGAAAAUACUGACCUCGACUACCUUCUGUGUAGUAACUGUAGUUUCACCUUCUACCUCUAUUCUCGGGCGAUCCUGGGUUCAUGGAAUUAAAGGAUUCGCGUCAACUUACCAUCAGAGGUUAAGGUUCCCAACCCCCAAUGGGAUCGUAGAGAUCAUAGGAGAUUCCGGCGAAGCGAAGUAUUGUUACGACAUGGAUGUGCGAAAUGGUGAAAAUAAGGUCAAUUUACCAAAAAAGGGGAAGAAAAGAGCUAAAAACGCUAAAAGUCAGGAGGAGAUUGAUACUUAUAUUGCAUAA
Molecule: messenger RNA, 621 nt
Organism: Papaver somniferum (opium poppy)
Lineage: Eukaryota; Viridiplantae; Streptophyta; Magnoliopsida; Ranunculales; Papaveraceae
Exons: 1
Coding region: 1-621 (206 amino acids)
Source: RefSeq, a predicted model, not a curated record